CCACAUCUUCUCCCAAGUGUUUCUUUGCUGCUUUUCCUAUUAUUUUGCUUUUCAAGUUCUCUGUCCUCAUUCAUCAAAAUAAGAACAAAUGAACUCUAAAGCAUGUUUUAGUUUGAGGGUUUUUUUUCACUUUUUCUCUAUUUUCAGGUUGUGAAAUUCUUGCACUUUUCCAGUGUUCUCACAAUUUCUUUCUAGUUUUCAUUCCUACAGACCGUUUCCCUAAUUUCUUUUCUUUCUCCCUUCCUUCAGAUUCUUUCCAGUACUUUUAUAUUAGCCUGUUAUUUACUAUGAGCUGUUCUUCACCAUCAAGGAUGGGCUGAAGAAUGGGGAAAAUAUUUUGAGUUGGAUACCCAGACCUUCUACUGAGCACAAAGCCUUUUGUUAUCCAUACUUGUUUUUUUGGGAAAGGACUAAAGACACAGUAAGAUAUUCUUGAUGAAUGCAGAAUUUAAUUAUUUGGCUAACCAUGACCUUGUUUAACCUAGACAGGGAAUUCCCAGUUAGAUAAGAGCAUCCUUCCCUGUCUGCUCUCUACCUGUAUGGCACUGCUGUUCUGUAGAGCUGUCCCGUUCCUCCUGUGUCAGUGUUAAAUGCUAAGCAGAGGCCUUCCCACUGCUAGCAGCGAUGUGCUCAGUUGUGGCCUUCUCUUGUGAUGUCACUAUCAGGUGUUCAAGUGUUCCCAAAGUGCCCUGCUUUAUCUCCUUGCAUGUGGAAGUACUUUAGGAGGCUAGCAAAAAUAGCUCAUGUUUUGCUUUUUUUUUAAUCACAGAAAUGGAAACCUUGCCUACUGGAUCACUUUAGCUAGAGUUGUCUGGAGGAGAAAAUGCUGGAAAGUCCCAUAUUAAAUAAGGUUUCCAUUGCCCAAAAGAGCAAACUAGAAAGAAAGUCUAAGCAUUGCUGUAGCUUUUGCGGUAUUUUCCUCAUUUAAAAUGAGCAUAAGAAAUCUCUAGGUGAAAAAAUAUUUCAAAACCAGUGAAUGUAACAUUUUUAACCUGUAGGCCAAAGUACAAUUCCUACUGAUUUUAUUGAGUUUAAGAUUUCAUUUGCAUCCAACCACUUACUUCUUCAGACCAAGAAACUAUUGCAAAAACAGUUUAAUGCCUUAAAUGUUCAUCUGGAAAUAUUGAGCAGAACUCUCUGUCACAGAGUAGAAGUUUUGUAAUUCCAAAUAUUUUUUUCAGAGGUACUGAAACACAGUACUUUUGUAAUAAAGUAUGAUCUUAGCCAAAAUUGAUUUUUAAAAGAAAAAUAUGUUUAUACAUUUCCUUAGUGGCAAUUCAUCUUUGUUUCCGUGUUAUCCUUAUUUAUUUAAUGAGUUUCAAGAGAAUACUCAUGUGUUUUAAGUCAAACAUAAUUAAAUUCUUGUUUAAACAGAAUUGUUGCAGAACCACUUUUACUUGCAUCUUUGGUGUCUUAAAUUAUGGAGAUUGUGUUAAUGAAAUGUUCCUGUACUUGCUAAUUUUUUAUCACAUAUGUUUGAAACAAAAGAGAAAGCUUCCUGUUCUUUGAAUCAGUUGCAUACAGUUGCAAUAAAUUCCUUAUUUCUGUUCAAAUAGAAGUUCAAGCUCUGAAUAGGGGUAGACUUCCUAUAUGAGGAAACUAAGAGAAGUUACUGGCUGAUUAGAACAGGAGUGGGAGGGAUGUCAUGCUGGUCUUAGAAAGAGGAGCUCAGAAAGCUGGGGUAUCACAAGGGGUCUGGAGGAAUCUGGGGUUCUAUGCAAAGUGUAUAUGGGAUAAGCAACAUUUAGAGGAACUGAGAUAAUAUUGUAAGUAUCCUCAUGGAAGAGUUCACAUGGAAAAUGUAGAGGUAGGUGUUGCAAAAAGUCUUGAAGAGAAGGGUUAGGAACCAUUCAUUUCAUGGGAAGUAGUCUCCAGGAAAUUAGUUUCCAGUAUGCACAGAAGACUGGCUGAGUUUUCUGAGGAGCAUCUAGAGGAAGAUGUCUCAGGAGAAAAUAGCAGGAAGGAAUGCUACCAGUCAUCUCUACAAACUACCUGUUUUUCUAUAAUUCCUUUUCCAAGAUAGAAAAGUUAGAUUUUCUAAUGUGUAUUUACAUUUGGGCUUUUUCUAUAUGAAUAGGCUUUAGCAAUCUUACUCUUUGAAUUCUUUUAUUCUGCCAGUGGAGACAGUUCAAACAACCUGCAGUUCAAGCACCAGCACUGCACAGCUGUUAAUGAGAGAGAUAAUAACUCUUCCUGCAAUAUAUAAGUAGACUUAUCUGACUUCUGAGUCACUAGCUGAAAACCUCUCUUCUCAGAGACUGGGAGCAGAAAGAAAAAGCUGCUCGGGAUGUCUUGUGUAUCCUAAAUUAUUCUAACUGGAUUUGUUUAGUGCUGUGCAGGGAAAUUCAGGUCUUUCCUCAUGGAAGCAUAAGUGAAUACAAAAGGUUUUUUCCCUAGCUUUUGUUUAGGAGAAAAAGAAAGAAAAAAAAAAAUAGGAAAGCUAAAAUAUGGUAACAUAUUCAAAAUUGGUUACAGCUGUAAAACAGCAAUUGACUUAGUCAUCAGUAAGUUUGGGUUUUCUAUAAGCAAUGAGGAAUUUCUGGGACACAUUUUUUCACAACUCUCUAAGCCAUGUUAUGCAGGUUAUUCACAGUAUUGAUGACUUCUUCUACCUGGGUGUUAUGGUAACUGUUGAAAAAUUUAUGAAAAGGGCUUUAAGUUGUAUGUGUCUUACAAAUGUUAUAUAUAGACUCCUCAUAAACCCUAAUAUUUGGGUGUACUGAAGAUCUUUGUGGUUGGUCUGAACAAUUCUAGUUCUAGGACAUUACCACUAGGGCUUACUAUUUUUCUUCUUUGUAUAGCUGCCCUAACUCUUUGUUACAGCUCACUGUGCUUUCUGCAUUAGUGUCAGCUUCUACCUCAUUUUCAGUCUCUAUAGCAACAGUUUCUCAGCAACUGGGAGAUGCCUAGUAAAGGCCUCUCAAUUUAGAAAUAUUGCACUCCAACCAUAAAAAAAAAAAAAAAAAGCUUUGAAACAAAGAUCAAAGAAGUUUUAUCUUUAAUAAUUCAGGAUAUUUAUUACUAAUUAAUUAGUGUUCUCUGUUUUGACUGCUUAGACAAUUACCUGAUACUUUGAUCUGGGCCUUUGCUAGGCAUUUGUUGUGAGCAGCUUUAAUUUAAAAGCAAAACCUUUAGAACUGUGUCUUGAAGUCAACUUUUAAGUGCUGUAAAACUGCUGGACUUCUCUGGUGUUGCCAUCUGACUUCUGGACCUUCAGUAAGUAAUGAGAGGAAGGUAAGUGCAGCUACUGUAUUUAAGAGGAGACAAUAAUUUUGGCCUUUGAAUAAAACAUAGAAUGUCUUCAUCCUUCACAGGAAACAAAAGUAAUUGUAGGUUCUUUUAUGCAUAUUUAAGAUGUUGAUCAUAUGUUGUCUGAUUUCAAAAGAAAAGUCUCUGUGAUCAAGUUGAUUGAUCUGCUGGGAGGUUUCUGCCUUACUUCAUGGGGCUUGUCUUUCUCUGUACUUUAAUUUAAUUAUGUAGCAUAUUUCAAAAUGCAUUUUAUUUGCUAAAGUACAUAUUCUGAGAACCUGUAUGUCAAAUAAACAAGCUAUAAGUAAUCAAAUGUUACUUUUCUUUCAUAAUUCCACUAAUAGUCAAGAAAAAGGCUAUCCUUACUCUGCACAUAAGAGUAUUCAUGUUAAUGGGACCAGGACUGUUAACUGUAACAAUGUAUUUUCUGAACAUUUGUACAUAAUUUUAAUUUUUUUGUUUGUUUUCUUAAGUGUUUUUUCACUAUUAAAGCACACAAGUAACUGAAAUAUAACACGCAGGCUGAAAUAGUGUAUCAAUUGGCAAAGUUACUUCAAAUUUCAUGGGCAGCAGAUACUGCUUCUGCUUUCACAUUGUGUUCAUGUGCUAACACUGAAAUAGAUUCUCUUUGUUUCACCCAGGCACUCCUACUGCAGUCAAGAUCUGGACUGGACACAGAGUUUUGUGAAUGUAGACUGUACAUACAUUAAUAAUGUCUUCUGUAACUUUUUGGAAGGAGAGUUCAUAGAUAUGAUGUUGUACAAUAAUGGCCAGAAAUACGUGGUUGACUUUGAGACUAUGAAUACCCUAGUACAAGACUAUAGGGUGGUUUUCCAUAUGGGUAAUUUAGAUGUGAGACAUUGUUGUGUUGUACUGGACAGAGAUCUGGUCAUCUUACAGUAAGUAUCAAGCACUCAUAGAUUAUGCAUGCUGUAUAACUCAGGAAGUCAGUGGAUCUGUCCUUAUUUGAGUGAGCAAAUUCUAAUGAGUUCUAAUGUCAGUGAGUUUAACCUGGAUAUUUUUAAAUUUAUCCCAUCCACUUUCUUUAUUUUAUGUACCUCUGGUACAGAGAAAAUAAAGGAGGCAAGCUGUGUAUUUCUAAGUCUACCUUCUAGAUUGCUACAUGUAGCUUUCACCAAACACUUAAGUUCAAUUCAUUGCUCUGUGUCUUCUGAUUUCACUGAUUUCCAUACAUGAACUUUUCUGUCAAGUUAUGCAGAGGCUCCUACUACUGCAGCUAUUUUAGGAACAGUUGUAUCAUAUUUUUGUAUAUAUUGCAUAUGAAUAUAUAUCUGUAGGCAAACUUAUGUGCCUGUGUAAAUGCUGGGCAGAGCUGUAGUUUUGCAGAACCCUUAGUAAGAAAGAAAAUAGAAUAGUGGAAAAGAAACAUAGUGACUUUUUUCAGUGAAGGACUACAGUAAAAACUGUGGCUUUGUAGUCUUGAAUGAAAAAGACUAUUAAAGCAAAUCUGUAUCUCAAUCUGUAUUUUAAGCAUCUAAAUUUAGGUUAUGACUGAAAUUUAGGGACUGAAACACAAAGUUGCAACUUUGAGGAGCAUAUUUAUGGUAGACUCGGUAAUUUUAGAUCAUUGAAUAUUUAUGCUUCAUAAAUGGCCAGUAUUCUGUCAUGUUUAUGAUCAACGAUUCUAACUGAAAAAAUGUAAUAAGUGAACAUUUGUUUAAGUUCAGAUUUAACACCAAAUUUAUUAAGUUUUAGAUAAUUUCCAACUAUUUAAUUUUUAUUUAUUUUCGCAAACUUUCCCUUUGUUCUGCACAAUAAGCCAUAUAGAUGGCCUUUGGAAUCUUCUUAGAUCUAUUAUACCUAGUGUUUUGCAACUGCAGUGUUAGCUGAAAGAUAGUUACUACAGUUAAUUAAUAUUUUUAUUUCUGUGAUUGGAAAUAUAAUGUUGUUUAGAGCAUUAGUGAAAUAAAUCCUGAGGGGAGACAUUCAGUUUCCAUUAUUACAGUGACAUAACUACUUUUGCUUUCACAGUUGUUAAUGUAAGUAGGUUCAUGGUUAAGCUUCCUUUUCCCCUUCCAUAUCAGCUCAAUAAGAAAUAAUGUCAGCUCAGCCUAAAACUUUAGUUUUGCUUGAAAAUUUUAGAAAAUACUUUUGAGUAAUUGCAAUCAGUGAAUCUUAGGAAGAGUCUGGUGCAGAUAUGCCCUCUGUGACCUGAAAUUGUACACUAUGGACCAUAUGGUAAUCCUGAAUGUAAACACUGGGCUCUUAAUAGUGAAAGAUCUCAUUUCCUGUACUUAAAACUGUUUUGAGGAUUGAUUUUGCCCUGCUACCAUUUUGCAGUUACUUGAAUUACUCCUAUUUUAUGCUGAGCGCAGAACUUGCAAUUUGCUGGCAUUUCUCUGCACGUGGCACCAAAACUAUUUUGUUUAAUGUAAUUCUGUUUAAUUUAAUUUCUGAAAUGCAUCCAGUGAAUUGUUCAGAUUAAAAGGUUUAAUUUGAAUGGUUCAAUAUGUCUCUGUCUAGAAUAUGUGGUUUUACACUUUGGUUUGUUGUGUUAUAGAAUGCCUAAUGCCAUCUGUUAAUUUCAAAUGGAUCCAGACUUGCAGGAGGCCUUCAGUGAUGUUGAAAGCUCCAUAUACAGAACAGCCCUAAAAAUAUGCUCAGUACAAAGUCUUUGCCAGUUGGAUUUGAUUGACAUUUCUCUGAUUCAGCACAUCCUAUCAAGUGAACAAAGCCAGAGGGAAGAGCAGAUUUCUCUGAACACUCAGCAAAUCUCUAGAAUGCUGAUGAAGCUGUUCCAAAGGGCAAGGUUAGAAAAACCAGGCCAGGUAGAUCCAAGAGCUGCUGAAUUCUCAUUGGGCCUACUGAUUGCCAUGUAUGACAGGUAUCGCUGUUUAAAGUGCCUCAAUUUUGACCUUUGCCAAGCCUGCUUUUUCACUGGCCAUCUCUGCAAACCACAUAAGAGAUCACAUCCUGUUGUGGAACACUGUGUGCAGAUGUCAGCAAAGGCGAAUGCAAAGCACUUUCUCCACACCAUCAGGAACAACCUGUUUCAAGAGUGCUGCAGAAGAAAAGAGGCUCAGAGAAGGACAGCUCUGGAGUCAGUGGAGGAGAGGCACAUCCCUGCUCACAAAAAGACUUUUCCUCCUGUGGAAUUCAGUGGUUCAUCACUACCUGGUCCUGAAAAUGUGUCUUUCCCAGUGGACAGUUGUGUCCCAGAGUCACCCAGGUUCGUACCUGAAAACAGGACUGUAAUGCAGAAGAGUGAGAAUAACAAGACACCAGAGCAAGGCAAGACAAUAGCUCAGGCAAUAGCCUGUUUUGAAGCAGAUGUGUUAAAAAUGCAUGAAUCCAUUAAAAGCAUUCACAGUGACAGCAGGUACAUGAAGAAGCAGUUCGACAAAUGGAAGGACAAAAUGCAAUUUCUUCAUAACUGCCAGGAAGAAAAAAGCUGCAAAAUAGAGGCAAAACUGCAAAGACUGAGAGUAAGCCAUGAAAGCCUGCAAAUGACACUGCAGCACAUGAAGGAAGAAGUAAAGACCAUAUUGCAGUCAUCAGAGCAUCCUUUUGCACAGUGUCAUAAUACAAUGCCAAGUAAUCCACAUGUUCUGCUGGAAAGGAGAAUGCAGAGUGAAUUAAAUCCUGCCCAAAUAAGGCCUAUUUCUAGAACAUGUGCAGAAUGGAAAUAUUUGAAUCCCCCAAACUCUGUAAAUAGAAUGCAGCUUUUACAGACACCUGAGGUUCCCACUGCAGUGGACGUCAUGUUCUCAGAUCACCCACUGGAGUCAGUGUCCCUGCAGAGUGACAAAACCUUUAUGGGACGGCAUAAACAAGCAAAAGAGAAACAAACAUAUCUGCCUAAACUGACAGAAAACUCUCUUGGUGGAAUGGGGAAUACAGUUCUUAUUUCCACUGCAAUGCAGACAGCACCUGAUGAGAAGGAGGUCAGACAGGAAUUGGAACUGCUAAUGAUGAAACUGAAGGAUGCAUUGUCUCUCCAAACCCAACCAGCACAACAAACUGCUUUGCACCAGGAGUUCUUCUCUACAGCUGAGCAUGUUUGCAAGUCCUUUUCUGACCUCAUCAACCAAGUAAUUUCACCAGCUUGUAAAUGAUGGAAACUACCAUUCACCUUACAACUUCACUGAAAUACUUAAGCUCAGUAAACCUCUCCAGUCACUAACUCAGAUGCUUGACAAACCAGAAGUAAGAGGCAGGUCUUAACAACCACCACAUUGUGGGAUCAUUUUCCAUCCAGACUAUCACAAGAGGCAACACUUUGGUAUGCAGUUUUUCCACCACACUACUGCUAUAACCUGCAGACACAGAUUUAUCAGGAGGAAUCUCCUGCAGAUAACUGCCUGGCACACCUCCUUUUCCUGCAAGGACACUGCUCUGGCAUGGCUAUUGUUCCAUCCCUGGCCAUCUGUUAGGACUGUGACACAAAUCCUACUGAAGGUGUUAAAUCAGAACACACCUGAAACUUCAGCAGACUUCAGACUAUUCCCAAAAUCUUCAUCAUCAUCCAAUAGAUUCUACAAGAACGAAUACACACCAUUUGAAACUCUGCCAGUAUUAGAAAAGGCAAGUUUACUGCAGACUGUCCUGCAGGUAACAAUUACUCUGGUGAUCUGAUGUCUUUUCUUGCCUGUUGCUUUGCCAGCCAAAUCCUCUGGUUUAAGUUCAAAGCUAAGUAUCCAUUUUGGUAUGAAAUCUGGCAAAAAAACUACUGCACUAUUUUGUCCCCCAUGAUUCCUGAAAUAAGUUCAUAAAUCAUUAAGUAAUUAAAGUUAUUUCAGCACUUGGAACAAACAUUUACAAGUUGCAAGUGAAGUGGUGAGGAAGCAGGAAGGACAGGUCCUGGCAUCAGGCUGUGAUGCUCACACCCUCCCCUGCAGCUGGUGAUGGCCAGGCAGGCAUUAGGAACACAAAGGGAAUUUGCAGUCCCUGUGUGCUUUCUAUAAAACAACAAAAAGUAGCAGUGGCUUGCCUUGAAUGCACAUUUGUAUCUGAAGAAACCAGAGGACAGAGAAAUAUUGAUGAGAUGCAGGAAAAAAAGAAUGAAUAGAAACAAAAGGAAUGAGUCAGGAGGUGAGCGAGAAAAGCAGAGGAGAGAUGAAGAAAAGCUGGCAUUGGUAUGGAAGGAUACAGGAGCAAGAACAAAUGGUCAGGGACACUGGUCAGAGGCGAGUGGCUUGAGACAGCAGGUCUCAGGACAGCAGGAAGAGACAAACAGAAGAGAACAAGGCAGAAUGUAAGCAAAAGGCAAGUGGUCCUCAACUUGUAGAUAAAUUUUCUGCUCCAGAAUCUGUCCCCCAAACUUCUACAACUUUCACAGUCUUCAGUUUUUAGCAAACCAUUGUAAAAGCUACCAGUAAAACACAGAUCUGAUCUUUCUCAAGGAAAUGACCUAUUACCUUCUUUCUUCUAUUUGUUUUCUAGUAAUUGUCCUCUGUGAACACAAAGGUCUCUACUCUUCUGAGACUCUUGGAUCAGUUCCAUGCGUGGACAGGUCCCUAGGGCUGCAGACUCAGACAUGUGCAGCGCUGUCUGACUGGACCAGAGCUGUGCGCAAACGCCUUCGCACUCAGCCUGACUGGAAGUCACACACUGUCCUGCUCAUGAGUCCCCCUUCAGAGAGGUGCCACUGUCACAUGCCAGAUGUCAUAUAUGGUACUAGAAACAUGGAAAAGUUGGAACUCUCAGAGCAGCAAAAUAGCAGUCAUAACAUCUUUGUGUGCACAGUGAACGCGAAUGAAGACAGCUUUUACAUGGGCCUUUUUAUGUGUAUAUAUACAUGAACAGAAAUUUAUAUACAUCAUAGCCAUUGUUAAAAUUGAGGUACUGGGAUAACACUUAGGAUUACCAUUUUCUAGAACUAUGAAGAGAUAAAAAUUGCUCAUACGUAUUCUUUAUACAUGAAUACUACACUGCAGCACUGUGCUAUCUUGAGGUAACAGAAUCCUAGCAACAGAACCUUCAGAAGCUUUACUGUAAAACCACCUGUCUGUAUGACUAUCACCAGCUUUCAUCUGCCUAGCUUGAUCAUUAGACUGAAAGCCCUGCAUGUAAUAGAACAGUUCACAUUACUCAGUCUAUUUUGCAAAAGAAUCAAGAAAUCCCUUUUUUUCCUCCUUUUCCUUUUUUUUUUUUUUUUGGUAAUUUGGUAUAAUGGAAACAUUUAAACAUUUAGUUUUAUGGUGACAAUGUAAAAAUUCACAAACUUAUUUUUUUAUGCCCCACAUUAUCCCAGACAGGAGAAGGUUUAGCACUGCAUGAGCAAACCACAUGACACAGACACAGUCAAAUCACAGGACAAAUACAGUCACCACAGGACAAAGCUAAGGGGAACACAGAGGGCUCAGGUGCAUACGGUUACCUCACACACUAAGGCACCAGACAGAGAACUCAAACUGAGAAAAGUGCUUACUCUAUUCCCCACCCUGUGCCUCCAAAAAUCACCCCCAAGGCCAGAAUGGUCCCUGCCACUGCACCUAUUAGCCUGUUAGCGGCCAUGCUCACUGUGUGGAGGGAAAAGGGAAGAAUUUUUCAGGAAAUCAUCACAUAUAUGUCUGAAAUGAAAACACGAAAUAAUUCCUCAAAGGAAUACUUUAUAAUCCACAGUUGGAUAAACAAUUCAAAUCUCCUCACAAACCUUUGUUUACCAAAUAGCGUAGCUUUAAAAUUCUGAAAUGAGCUCUAUUUGGUUGUCUUUGAAUGCUUGUAAAUAUUUCAGUGAGAAGUUUUCCUGUAAAUUCCUUUCAGCUUGUGAUUCUAUUAUUUACUCUGAAAGGGAGCUUAUUUAAAACAGCCAAAAUAUAAAUAAAUUGCCAAUAAACAAACUUUCUUUUUGAUUACCAGAAACUUACUGUAUCCAUAACAUAAUUAAGAAAACGAAAACUGUUUGGAAACAAUUCCACCUCAGAAAAAACUAAAAAACCCCAACUUUUAAAGUAAUUCCUUUACUAAUAUUUUUCUUUGUUACUGCAUUUAUCAAUAGGACUCUCUGUUUAUCUAUAUGACCUAAAACAGGUAAUAUCUUUUAAAAGCAAAAACCUACCCUAGAAACAUGCUUCAGGUAGAAAUUUUGAUAUGUUCAGAUAGUCUCUCAAGACAUUGGAGCCUUACUUUUAAUCCUUAAGGGAACACUUUUCAGGAAAAAAUUCUCCUGUGUUAGAGAUUAAAAGUUUGAUAGGUUCAUGAAGCCACAAUAGAUCACAACAAAGAGUUGAAUUCCCUGUCAAAUGGGAACUUAGGGACAAAGAUUUUAUGGACUCCAUGCUGAGUGAAGUGUGUUUUAAAAUAUUUUGGGGGGGUUUUAUCCUGUUUCAUAACUAUACACACACAAACACACACACACACUUGAGACAUAAGUUCUGCAUUUAAAUAAACAAACAGUACUCCGCUAGUCAAAUAAAAGCCUAAUUCUGCAAAUUAAAUUGCAGAGAAGAAUCUCGUGUGUAUAUGGAGUUCCACUGAUUUAAAAACUGCGAACCCACACUCUAAACUAACUCUAAGUUUCUGCAGUAACCAAAAACUAACAGCAAGAACUCCUUGUCUUCCCCAAACUGCUAAAUGCUGUGUACAUCUGCUAGUACAGGAUACAGUAGGUUACUGAGUUUAGAGCAAUUAAAGAGUCAUGUAUUAAUAGCACCAUAAUUAAGGACCACCAUUUUUUUUAUCCUGAAGUAGAGAAUGGAGCCAAAAAGCAAUUGAUGGAUGAUGGAAAAGUCUGAAAAAUGUAGCAGAAUAGCAGUCAAUUGUCAAUUAUCACAACAAUACAUUAAAAAUAGCAACACUCCCUCACUGUACAUGUUCUAAUUGUAGCAAGAAAAAUGCUUGGAGUUUUGGUGUGAAAAAGAUUAAGCCUACUGGAUGAAUUUUCACAUCAGUGAAAGUGAAAUGAGUGCUUCACUUCAUUCAACCUUAUGCUAAGGAAAAACAACUCUUUUGGUUUCUGUCUUGGACUUGUAAACUGGCAUAUGACAUAGGGAGUAAAAAGGGAUAAAAACUUAAUGGAAGCUACUCUUGUGUAUGCUGGGUCGUUACAACAAAGGAAAGUACUGCUGUACUCUUCUGAAAUCUCACAAAUGAAUUCCUCUAUAAGCAUACAGAAAGAGAUCAAAGUGUUCAGUCUCUUAAAUUCAUUUAUAGGUGAUUCAACAUCAGUAAAUUACUGAUAAUAAGAAAAAUAAUCCAUCUUUUGAGAUCAUUGAGCCACCCUGAACAAAAGCACAGUCUGCCAUUUUGCAGAGGACUCCACUGAAAAAUGCAGUCUAAACUUUGCCUCUACCUGCUGGCAGAAUUCCAUGUACAUACUAUCCAUUUAAGGCUUUUUCCUGGAAUAAUUCAACGUUGAUGUAUUAAUUUUCACUAGGGUAUCUCCAUGCUGAACGAGAUGAGGCAAUCUGACUUACAGUGAUUUAUCAAAAAUAAGUGUACCUUCUGUGUUACCCUUCCAAUGGACCUUUUCACAGAGGAGGGAAUAAUUUCUUACCUACCAGAUUUGGAAAGGAACAAAGUAAAAUUCAUAUGCUCUCAGUGUCACAGCUGUAAAUCCUGCUCUCCUCAUCCACACACACAGAGAACUGAACAGCUCUACAGUGUUGGUCUCCAUCAUUUACAUUUUUUUAAGACUCUCUAAGCAGCAUUCCACUGUCAGGAAGGUUUUUAGAGGAAGUGGAAUGAUAAGUGGCUUGUAAGGCAGAGUACAAACCAGGCAGCUCUACACUGAGCAAUGUUGGGACUGGGAGCCCAGGAAGCACCUGUACAGAUUCCCUAUACAAAUCUGGACUGGUCGACAGAACCUCCUUCACAACAGUAACUUGUUUCAAGAUGAUCUCUUCAAACACUUCUUGGCAAAGGUCUACUGGAACCAUUCUGCCAAGGACAAAAAGGCACACAAGACAGAGCCAUUCCAGAGGGAUAUACCAAAAUCCUGUCCUUCCUUGAAACCUUGGUACUUUCAGAGUAAUCAAUUAGAGUCUGAGUCCUCAGGACCAGCUUUUUGAACAACUCUUAUUUUUUCUCCAUCUACCUUGCAAAUGGAGCAGGAGAACCUGGAACUGGGGAGUUUGUAAAUGCAUAAGACUGAAUGAAUAUAGUCUGAUGUUGAACAGUGUCCUGAUGACAGGAAAGACAUUAAAAAAAAAAAAACCCUGGACAGCACAAGUCCAAAGAUAUCCAAAGAUAUUCUUUGGCAGAGGAGUCGGAGAAAAACUCAAAUACUUUCCUUCCUCUUUGAAAAAACUUUUGGAUUAUUUCCUCAAUACCUCCUCCUUGUAUUUGUACUUCAUAUGUAGUUGAAAUACAUACCACAUACAUAAGAACAAGCAACAGUGAUUGUAAGAAUAAUUUAUCAAAAAUCUUAAUUGUUUUUUCUUUCAUUGCAAUAUGAUUUCAAGGAAUCUGAUUUUACCAGGAACAUUCCACUUUUCCCUUUUUUAUGCCACAGCUCUCUGAAUUAGUUGACUAAGAAAACUGAAAAUCUCUAGUAAAAUAUAAAUAUUCAAUUAACAUAUAAAAAAGUAAGAGCUACACUAAGUCAGGUUCCAAUCACAAUGAAAAUUAUCAUUAAAAAACAGAGAAUAAGGGACAAAGGAAAAAAACAUUACCUGUUGAAAUCUUCCCCAAAUUUAAGUUAAAAAAGUAAAAGUUUUAUCAAUUCUCAAAGUAGAAAAACCUAUUUCCUCUACAUGAAGCAGAAUUUUACUGUCUGGGUGUAAACACAGCUGUACAAUAGUAUUUGCUUUUUAUAUGCUAAUUCUGCUACCAUGUAUCAACAGAAAAACAUCAUAAAUACUUAAAAGAACAUAAAAACUGAAACAAAACACAAACCCUUGGGUCCUUCAUCCUUCUUGCCACCGGUAUCCCUGACAGGGUCAUCAAUGCUGCAGUCUGUCCCAGCCCAGGAGAAAUUACAAAUGCAAGUGGCUUCAUUACUACAAACCUAGCAAAAAAAAAAAAAAAGACAGCACUUAAUUUCUAACUACAUUUUAUUAACAUAUCACACUGCAUUUAUUUAAUAUGUGAUUAGACAUUUAACUCAUGGUAUAAAACUUGCCUAUUUGUAUAUUGUAACAAUAACAUUGAGUGUUUGGAAUGACACAACACUCCUGGAAGUUUGCCUCAGCCCUCCUAAUACUCUCACAUACUGGGAGAAGCAGAGCUGGUUCUAUCAUCUCUGGCACACCCCUGCACAGGCUGUGAAGCAUGACAGCAAUUUAGCUAGACUAGUUAGACCUCCACCAGGCAGCUAUCUGGACUUCGAGCCUGGAUGCCCAGCAGGGAUACAAACAUUUGCCUUUGAAAGGUUCAGGACAUGGUUACACUUUCCAACCUCUCAUUUACAGCUUGCUCCCAUGUAGAACAAAGUCAAUUUAUUUUAAUUUGAUUUCUCAGCAUUUUUCCUAAGCAGCAAUGAGGAAUGCUUGCCUGGCUUCUAAAAGAGAGGGAACAGUUCUUCCUCAGUUUACAUGUACCUGAAUGACCUCUAAUAAAGAACUUAGCACUCUAAAAUUGGAAGUAUAUUUAUUAGAUACAGAAAAACCUAUCCAGUGGACAAAACCUAAACCAUAUCAAUACUAAGACUUUAUAGCUAAAAACUUUCUUUAUGAGAAAGAACAAGGAAUGGUGCUGCUAGAAGAGGUUACUGUGGAAAAAGCAUGACAUAAGAAACAGACAUAAAGGAUGAAGUUUUGAUUAUAGGACUAGAAAUGAAGUCAAUCAUUACACAAACAGCUAAUAAUGUCUUUGGACACUGGAACACCAUGUGAAAAAAAUCCAGGAAACAACCUAUCCAUAAAUGAUUCUCAGUAACACAUGUGAUUUUUUAAUUCAACUUUUAUAAUGCUCUGCUUUUAAGAAGAACUCACUGGAGAACCUUCCCUAAGAACUUGAAGAUAAACACAUUUUAUGGCAGGUUUGAUCAACUGAAAUACCCUUUUAAAAUUAGGAACUAUAACAAUCCAAAACAGAACAGGUAAGAUGGUUCACUCACCCUCCAUGUCACUCUCAAAAAGUUCCAAGAUGAUUUCUAAUCUCAUAGGUUCAAAUCCUUACUUUCAAAUUUUAAAAUUUUUGUAUUCUUGAUUUUAACCUAACCCUCUACUUUGAAACACUCAAUUUUAUUUUCAAGCACAGACAACAAGAAGAAAUAACCCCUUCUCGUACAGUUGAGCCCUUUAGGCAAGUAUGUGUCUCACUGAAUCCCACAGUGGAAAGGUUUUACAGGUAUUUAAAACAGCGAUCUGUUCAUCAAAACAGACACAACAUCUUAGACAAAUGAACUUGUAGGUAGAAUAACAGCACAUAAUGUGCCUGAAUGUAAAAUGAUACACCUUGGACCUGUUCAACAACUCUUUGGAACUGUUCAAGACCUCCCUCUCUGCUGAGGACCCACAGUUUGGAAUUUUAAUUAUUUAAGCCAUGGGCUAUAAAUCUAUGAACACAAAACCAACUUCAUAAAGGUGUUGGUGUGCAGGAAAAAGUUUAAUUCAAGAUGGAAAGUAACUUGAAAUACGGGUAGUACAUUACAGAAGUUCUUCCAAUAAUGAAUGUCAAAGGUCUUUCUUGCUACUUACAAACCCAACUUUUGGAUAUAACUGCAGAACCGAUUUGAGAAGUUUCCUUUUAAAAAUUUUUUUAUGCAUCACAAAAUGGCAGUCUUCCCCUGAAUCCAACAUUUGUGGUUUCAGAUCAAAAGGUCUUAGGAAGACUUUGAGGUGUUAGGAUCAGGUAGAGCAGAGAGAGCUGGGCAAGCUGAGCUGCUCACUCCCAGUACAGACUCACCCCAUGACCAGAACAGACUUUUCCAUUGGAACCAAUGGGACAGCUGCUUAUGUUCAAGGACUGAAUUGGCAGGCACUUUUUGUCCAGACACAUCAUCUGAGGUCCACAUGGAGCUCCAUCCUCCACGUAACCUAAAUCCGUAUCAUCAUCUAAAAGAACAUGAGCACCA
Messenger RNA from Passer domesticus (house sparrow), 15169 nucleotides. It is a transcript of the gene MDH1B, whose product is annotated as malate dehydrogenase 1B. Gene Ontology annotation, biological process: oxaloacetate metabolic process; malate metabolic process; synaptic signaling. Gene Ontology annotation, molecular function: L-malate dehydrogenase (NAD+) activity; zinc ion binding. The transcript has 11 exons. NCBI's taxonomy places the organism in Eukaryota, Metazoa, Chordata, Aves, Passeriformes, Passeridae. The record is from RefSeq and is a predicted model, not a curated record. Bases 5799 to 7325 code for a protein of 508 amino acids. Gene Ontology annotation, cellular component: plasma membrane.